This is a messenger RNA of Sinocyclocheilus grahami, 2014 nucleotides long. RefSeq names its product serine/threonine-protein kinase PINK1, mitochondrial-like. The record is from RefSeq and is a predicted model, not a curated record. Gene Ontology annotation, molecular function: protein serine/threonine kinase activity; ATP binding. Gene Ontology annotation, biological process: regulation of apoptotic process; autophagy of mitochondrion; protein phosphorylation. Gene Ontology annotation, cellular component: mitochondrion. NCBI's taxonomy places the organism in Eukaryota, Metazoa, Chordata, Actinopteri, Cypriniformes, Cyprinidae.
UGACGUCUCACGGACCAAUCGGCGAUACAUAAACACUGCGCUUAAUGUAGCGAGAAGUUGGGUUUUCUGCAAACUCAAAGUGAAAUUUAGUUGUUCUUUCGGCUCAAAAUGUCAGUGAAGCAUGCUCUCAGUCGGGGGUUGGAGCUGGGGAGGUCGCUUAUCCAGCUGGGGCUCUUCAAACCAGCCGGCCGUGUGGCUGCGAAGCUCCGCGGUGAGCGGCUGCGUGUGACCCGGCCGACCCGCACCGUCCAGCCGCAGACCUUCCUGCCCGGUCGGUACCGCUUCUUCCGCCUGUCUCUCAGCGGCCUGGCCGCCCAGCUCCAGUCCGGGGCUUUCAGGAGAGUGGUUGGAGGUGGUGCACCCAGAAACAGGGCUGUUUUCCUGGCUUUUGGUGGGUUGGGGCUGAUUGAACAGCAGCUGGAGGAGGACAGGACAGGCGCUGCUCUGUGUCAGGAGAUACAGUAUUACUCAUGUCCACAGGCCCUAACAAAAGAGCAAGAAGAGAUUGCUUUGGAUGGCCACUUUGGAACUGUGCCUAAAAGACUGACUGCUCAUCCCAACGUGAUCACAGUGUACCGGGCCUUCACUGCUGAGGUCCCGCUGCUGCCUGGAGCUCAGGAGGAGUAUCCUGAUGUCCUGCCUGCCCGACUCAAUCCACAGGGUUUGGGCAGUAAUCGCACACUGUUCCUGGUCAUGAAGAAUUACCCAUGCGGUACCCUGCGGCAGUACCUGGAGGUGUGUGUGCCGAACCAGAAGCAGGCAUCUCUCAUGCUGCUGCAGCUGCUGGAAGGGGUGGAUCACCUGUGCAAGCAGGGCAUUGCUCACAGAGACCUCAAAUCAGACAAUGUGCUCCUGGAAUUUGACAGAGCCGGGUGUCCCAGACUGGUGAUCACUGACUUCGGCUGUUGUCUGGCAGAAGAUUUGGACCUCAAACUGCCCUUCAACAGCUGGUGGGUUAACAGAGGGGGGAACACCUGUCUGAUGGCACCUGAGGUGGCCACAGCAGUUCCAGGUCCAGGGGUGAUGAUCGAUUACAGUAAAGCAGAUGCCUGGGCUAUAGGGGCCAUCGCCUAUGAGCUCUUCGGUCAGCCGAACCCCUUCUACAGCUCACAGGGGCUGGAGGGACGCACUUAUCAGGAAAAACAGCUUCCUCCACUUCCUGCUGCUGUACCUGAGGAUGUACAGCUAGUAGUGAAGCUGCUGCUGUGCAGAAACACUUGCAAGCGCCCCAGCGCACGUUUGGCUGCUACCAUGCUGCACAUCAGCCUGUGGGGAAAGUGUGUGUUGGCCAGCUUGAACCAGGCCAGGAUGGAUGAGCUGACGGACUGGCUGCUGUGUCAGACUGCUGUGGUGCUGCUGAAGGGUCGAGGGUCCGGCGGGAGCUCUGUGGAAGCUGAACUCCAGAGAUGCUUUCUCGCCAACAUAGACCUGGAGGAUCUCCACACUGCAGUCAGCUUCCUCAUGUACGGACAAGAGCAGUGGAAAUCCCUGCUAGUGCACUACACUGAGCCAUAGUGUGUGUGUGUGUGUGUGUGUGUGUGAGUGAGUGUUCACUGGAGAAACAAGCACAGCUCAGUACCAAUUAUUUUUUUAGUAGACUGUGGAAGCACUUUAAUCUAUCACUGACAUUUUGAUACUAUGGCAUUUGCACUUUUCAGUAUAUACACUAAGAAUACUUUAUGCUGUUAAUGACUCUUUAGAAUAACAGUUUAAACCGAGUACAAAUUCAUGCAUAAUGUAAUGCAUUAAUAUCCACAGUAUAUCACAGUUUACUGAAUAUUGUUUAAAAAAGGAGGAAAAUAAAUGCAGAAUAAAUUAUACAGUUGAUGUUUUUCUGACAGGAUAUUCAAUACAAAUUUGAUUUUAACUUUUGGUAACUGAUUGCAUCAUGAAAUGUGUGUGUUACCAGAACAGAGUUGGUUGGAGAGGCUGGGAAAGUAAUUGGGAUUUGUGAUGGCAUUUCAGAGAUAGAGCAAGUGAUUAUUUUUGGAGACGUUCACUAUGACAAUCUUUG